AUGCAACUGUUCUUGCACUGGAUUCAGAACUUUCUUGCCCCAUUGCCGUUUCAACUUGUUGCUGCUCAAACACACAUGAAGAGACUAGUGGCAGUGCUUUUGCUUGUGGCAAUAAGCACUGCUGUGGAAAGCAAGGUAGAAGGCAAUGGUGGACCAUGCAAACAGAAUGCAUUGAAUGCUAGGCCUCACAGUGUGUCGAUCUUGGAGUUUGGGGCGGUUGGAGACGGAAUAACACUGAACACAGUUGCGUUCCAAAACGCAAUAUUUUAUCUCAAGUCAUUUGCUGACAAAGGGGGUGCCCAACUAUAUGUUCCAUCUGGCACAUGGCUUACUGGGAGUUUUAUCCUCACCAGUCACCUCACUCUGUUCCUUGAGAGAGGCGCUACCAUCAUUGCAUCUCAGGAUUAUUCUCAUUGGGAUGUAGUGGAUUCCCUCCCUUCUUAUGGUAGAGGAAUUGGGAGAUAUCGCAGCUUAAUCUAUGGACAGAAUUUAAGCGAUGUGGUAGUUACAGGUGAUAAUGGAACAAUAGACGGGCAAGGUUCUAUCUGGUGGAAGCUGUUCAGUUCUCAUUCCUUAAACUACAGUCGACCAAAUCUGAUAGAAUUUGUUGAUUCUGUUGAUGUCAUAAUUUCCAAUUUGACUUUUCUUGACUCUCCAGCUUGGGACAUCCAUCCAGUAUAUUGCAGUAACGUUCAAAUUCAAAACAUAACUUCUCGUGCACCAGCUGAAUCCCCUUGUACAAGUGGUAUAGUUCCAGAUUCCUCUCAGUAUGUAUGCAUCGAGAACAGUAACAUUAGCACUGGUCAUGAUGCAAUUGUGUUGAAGAGUGGUUGGGAUCAGUAUGGAAUUGCCUAUGGAAAACCAACCUCCUGUGUCCACAUCAGCAACGUUUACCUACAAUCAUCAUCAGGUGCUGGCUUGGCAUUUGGGAAUGAGAUGUCUGGGGGAAUAUCUGAUAUUGUUGCAGAAAAGCUUCAUGUACUCAACUCGUCUAUAGGCAUUGAAGUGAAGACAACUAGGGGCAGAGGUGGCUAUAUGAAAGGCAUCUCCAUUUCUGAUGCAGAAUUGGAAAAUAUUCACUUGGGAAUAAGCAUGACAGGAUACUCCGGUUUCCAUCCAGAUGACAAGUAUGACACGAGUGCACUUCCACUUGUGGGUAGCAUUACUUUCAAGAAUGUGAUAGGUGUAAAUAUUCAUGUUGCUGGGAAUUUUUCAGGAAUAGUUGAAUCACCAUUCUCAACUAUAUGUCUUUUAAAUGUGACUUUUUCUCUCAGUUCUGAGCCAUCUCCUUCAUGGUUCUGUUCUAAUGUAAUUGGUUUCUCCGAGGAGGUGAUUCCUGAGCCAUGUCCUGAUCUACAGAGCUCGUAUUCCAAGUUUUCCUUUUCAUGCUUUCCUUCCCUAUUUCCACUCUUUGAUAAUGUCUCAGGUUAUUUGGAUCAAGAAUUAUAG
Messenger RNA from Sphenostylis stenocarpa, 1449 nucleotides. Lineage: Eukaryota; Viridiplantae; Streptophyta; Magnoliopsida; Fabales; Fabaceae. The record is from the annotation of a GenBank genome assembly.